Molecule: messenger RNA, 312 nt
Organism: Mesocestoides corti
Lineage: Eukaryota; Metazoa; Platyhelminthes; Cestoda; Cyclophyllidea; Mesocestoididae
Source: the annotation of a GenBank genome assembly
AUGAUCAGCGGACCACAGUCACCGCUCAAUGAGAGAAAAGGGUUUGAUAAACGCAUAUCUUCAAGUCAAGGACAGAAAACUACGAUGGAACUAAUGAUGUCCUCAUCCUCCUCCUCCUCCUCUUCGCGUGCCUCCAACCUGUCCGUGGAAACUGUUCUCGGCAAGCCCCAGUUUCUCUGCCUUGCUGCACUGUUUCAGGUCGCAGAUGAGGCAGGCAAUGGCCUGGACGUCUUGAGUCCUCUGACUGAUGUAUUGAGAGAUUGUCCUCAUGCCAUGCUAAAUCUGGAGCGAUUCGAACAGCAUCAACGGUAG